Molecule: messenger RNA, 2574 nt
Organism: Talaromyces atroroseus
Lineage: Eukaryota; Fungi; Ascomycota; Eurotiomycetes; Eurotiales; Trichocomaceae
Exons: 1
Coding region: 1-2574 (857 amino acids)
Source: RefSeq, a predicted model, not a curated record
AUGGCGAAGCCCAACGGGGAAAAUGAAAAUGAAAAUGAGAAUGAAAACGAAAACGAAAUGGACACUUCUCCAUUACUACAGCAAGAUGUUGUCGGGCUGAGUUAUCCCGUCUCGGUUCCUCGCGCGACAACUGCCCAACGAUCCGAUGGCCACCGCCAGCCUUUUGCUAGCAAUGAGAUGGUCGAAUUGCGCCCGGAACAGCCGGCAUCAGUUCUGGAUCAGUCGGCGUUCAGAACGCCCCCGACCCGAGCACGCCGGAGCAGUAGUCUGAGUGUAUCUCGAGACCUGGUUGAUGCCGGUGAUGCUGCUGCGUCACCGAGCCAACCACUGAGUCCCUCGAGACCAGACAUGCAAGACUCGCCGCGUCUCGAAGAUAGGCGUCUAGUCCCCCGCUUGUCACAGAGAUUAAGCAUGAGAAGACCCGCUCCAGUCCGGUCGCAAACUAAACGAGACCUGAGGCACUCCAAUUCGCUUCUGGCGGCGGCGAGCCCUUCCAACAUCCGGUCCCAUAUCUGGCCAUCGAAGAAUAGACCCCCCUCAAACUCGCAAGAGCUUGCAAACUUGAAAGAGGAGGAUCUGAUUACCGUUGAUAUUUCAUUUUUGGAAGGGCCCGAGUCCAGUCAUCAUAAGGAGGCGGAGUCAAGUUCUAUGCCAGAUGCCGAAUCAAGUAGACCCCCCAAGAAUGACGAAUUCUUGGAUGUGGCGGCGGUGCCAGAUGUUCCAGACUGUCCUCCUGAGGAACAAGUCGAGCAGACCAUGCGAACGUACGGACAACAGCUCGCUGAUAAGAACAACGUGAUUGUCUCUGUCAAGGAGGCCGCCCCGGCUGUCGACUUGAGUAGCCUGGAAGGAUCGGAGCGCCGCCAACUGUCUAGAGCUGCCCCGCUUACUGCUUACAAUGGGGGAGCAGAUGAAAUUAGCUUCUUCUACCCAGCAGAUCCGGAGAAACCGAAUUGGAAGCCAUUCUCUAUGGCGGCUCCAUACUUGAUCAUGCUCGCUGUCGUGUCUCUCGGCCUGGCCGGAGUCCAGGAGUAUCUCUACCAGCAAUCGAGUUCUCUGGAAUCACAAGGGAAGGGCUUGAUACAGUUUGAUACAGUAUCCGAUAUACCGACCUCGGAAUUUUUCGCAUGGAAGUACCUCUCGACUAUGGUGAUGGUUACAUACGGUGUUCUGUGGCAGAUUACAGAGUACAAUGUGAAAAGACUUGAGCCUUACUAUCAGCUGUCACAGCCUACAGGUAAUAUCGCCUCCAAGUCACUUAAUCUGGACUACACGACCCUAUUCUCUUACUUUGUCCCUUACAAAUCCUUCAGAAACCGCCAUUGGACAGUUUUGGUCGUAUCAGUUGGAACGAUACUGGCAACAACGGCAGCACCAUCAAUGCAAAAUGCCUCCAUCACGCCUAUUGACAAUCCCAGCUGUCACCCUAGUGAAUGCUCUUCACUCGGCCUAUCCACGCACAUCGUGCACAUCGUGUCGGUUUGGUCUCGCUUGGUGACAUCUUGCCUUAUCCUGGUAGCCAUCAUGGCAUUGGUGCUGCUUUUCCAGCUGCGCCGAAAGUCAGGUCUACUUAGCGAUCCUAAGGGAAUCGCCGGAAUUGCAUCCAUGGCGACUAAAUCUCAUAUUUUGAACGACUUUCAAGGCAUGGACACAGCCACAGAUAACGGCAUUCACAAAAAGCUGCGUCAUCGACGAUACGUCCUGUACAAAUCGAGUAUCUGGCAAGGUGAAUAUAUCAAAUACACAGAAGACAUUUCUAGCCAAAACGAACAGCAGGAGCAUCGCCGAAAGAAGAAAGUCUCUCCGCAUCCGAUUGCACUACAUAAGGGACCGGGCAUUGCGUUUCUGGUUUACUUGACCUUUCUCGUCGCCUUUAUCCCCAUUCUUACCUAUACCAAUGCCAAUGUUGUGGCAGAGAAGCUUCCCUGGCUGCCCGUCUUGCUUGCUGUUAUUGCGAAGCAACUGUGGACCGCGCUGGAGUGUGCCAUCAAGUUGCUGGAGCCGUUCUAUGCGCUAUCCCAAGGCAAUGCUCGCCCAGAAAGCACCUUGACCCUCGACUACCAGGGCACGCCAUACGGAGUGCUACCCUUCCAAGCCAUUCUGGACAAGCAUUAUCUCGUCUCACUCAUGGGUAUCGGCUCUAUCCUCAGCGACGUGCUGACAGUCACAUCGGCAUCACUUUCACUCCGAGACGAGACGGAAAAGUCGUUUAUGGCAUCAUCCUCGCUGUCGACCGUAAUUGUGUUCUUCCUUCUUUGCGCUGCAAUCAUGGCCCUGCUUUGUCGUCGACAUUAUUUUGUCCCCCGGCCGCCGUCAACAAUUGCCUCGAUUCUCGCCUUCAUUCACCAGUCGCACAUGCUCGAUGACUUUGUAAAUACGGAGCGCUUUAGUAGCGACCAGAUGCGGUCCAUGCUGGUUGCGAAGAAUAAGCGCUACGGCCUUGGCUGGUUCCGCGGUCGCGAUGGUAAACUGCACUGCGGUGUUGAUCAAGAGCCCAUGCUGAGUAAAUAUGUGCAUGGCAUUAGUUAUAAGGAUGCCCAAGCGGCCCCAUGGGAGGAGAGCUUGGGGUUCUAG